Molecule: messenger RNA, 1384 nt
Organism: Sclerotinia trifoliorum
Lineage: Eukaryota; Fungi; Ascomycota; Leotiomycetes; Helotiales; Sclerotiniaceae
Source: the annotation of a GenBank genome assembly
CUUGAAUAAAUUCUUAUUUUCAUUUUCAUUCUCAUUCUCAUUUCUAUUUUGGUAUCGUUGCAUUGCAGAGUAUAUAAAAAGAAAAUAAAGUUUGUUGCAACAAGGUUACAACACCACAAAUUUAAAGAUGUCAAAGUACGACACAGAACUCAAAGACUUCGGGUCACUUUUCUCUCUAAAGGGAAAAAUUGCAGUGGUUACUGGUGGAUCUCUACAUGGUUAUAUGUUGUUUGUGCCUAUAUAUUGGAAAUUCACCAUAUCCUAUCAUUCUGGUCACUCUGAUCAUUCCCAUCAUUCAAACCCCCUUGUCCACUCCCUCUCCCUCCCCUCACCCCACACCCCACCCGCUCCACACUCUUCUCUCCUCCCCCUCCCCACCCAACUACCCCUCCCCUUCCCUAGAUUCCUCCAAGCCGGCUGCACAACCGUCUACAUAACCUCCCGCGAUGCCUCUGCCUGCACAUCCGCAAUCACCACCCUAAAUUCCCUCCCCAACCUCUCACCAAACGCAAAAGCCAUCUCCAUCCCAGCAGACAUAUCCACCAUCGAAGGAAUUACAUAUCUCGUAUCCGAAGUAUCCAAAACGACAGAUCGUAUUGAUAUAUUAUUCGCAAAUGCAGGUGCUUAUUGGGGGGAAAAAUUGGAUACCCAUCCUGAUGAAGAGUUUGCUAAGGUUAUGGAUUUAAAUGUCAAGAGUGUUUUUGGGACUGUGAGAUUGUAUGUUUCUUUUUCCUUGCAAUGAUGUUCGCGGUGAUAUGUAUGCCUUGGAUGGUAAUUUGGGGAGGUAUUAAUGUGGCGAAAUAUAGAUUCGCGCCGCUUCUUCAGAAGGCUGCUACUCCCGAAGAUCCUUCUCGAGUGAUAGUAACAGCAGUAAGUAUUCCAAUCCUUAUAUCCCUUCCCCACAGCCACAACUGACCCUCCCCUCCCCAGUCCAUCGCAGGCCUCGUCGUCACCCCUCCAUCCGCCUUCUCCCCAAUCGGCUACUCCGCCUCCAAAGCGGCCGCCAUCCACCUCACGCGCUGUCUCGCCAUGGAACUCGGUCCGCGCCACAUCCUCUGCAACGCUUUAUCUCCGGGGUAUUUCCCAUCCAAAAUGGCCGAUGGCCUUAUAGAAAAGCAAGGAGGAGCGGAGAAACUAGCAAAGGUGAAUCCGCAUGGGAGAUUGGGGAGACCGGAGGAUAUCGCCGGAGCGGUGGUUUAUUUGGCUAGUAGGGCGGGGAGUCAUGUUAAUGGGGCUAAUUUGGUGUUGGAUGGUGGGGAAGUGUUGGGUAGAAGUGGACCUGAGGAGUAAAUUUGAAUGAAAUGGUAGAGAGAGUUUGAUAUUUAGUAGAAUGACAGUGUCGAAUUACAAAUAAAAUACAAAUAGCGAUAAAAUGAUCCUGCAA